Molecule: messenger RNA, 3588 nt
Organism: Erythranthe guttata (spotted monkey flower)
Lineage: Eukaryota; Viridiplantae; Streptophyta; Magnoliopsida; Lamiales; Phrymaceae
Product: disease resistance protein RPM1
Biological process (GO): defense response to other organism
Molecular function (GO): ADP binding
Source: RefSeq, a predicted model, not a curated record
UUAGGGAUUCAGUUUUCCUGUUAAGCUUAAUUUUGAUUCAUUCUCUGUUAAACGAUAUAAUAGCAAAUUCAUUGAACUCGGUGUGGGUGAAUUCAACGUAUCCGUAGCUGUGUAUCUGUAGACAGUAGCCGUUUGGGGUUAUAUUUAUCCCAAGUUGAAUUAAAUAAUAGCUGUUGGUAUAGUUGCCAGCAAUUUCAUUGCGAAGCGACUGGUUCUGUAAUCUGUAUAUCAUGUUUGCGCAUGUUUCCACAAAUAAGUUAAUAAUUUGAUAAUCCAAGUGGGGGGCAACUCAACUUGCUUUGUGUCUCAUCGGAGACUUUUUUACCAAAUACGGAUCGAAUCAGCGUAUGAUUGUUUGAAGUUUCGUAUGUAUUGCUUCCAUUUUUGCAGUGAUCAUUUUUCCCCAAAUUUUCUGUCCUUCAUAUUCUUUCUAUACUUGCACUAACAAAAGAAAACGAAAAAUGGCAGAACUUGCUGUUACUGGAGCACUAGUUUUGCUCGAUAUAGUUAUACCAUUACUCAGCAAAUUCAAUUCCAAAGAAGAUGUGAAGGAUGGAAUAACAGGCUUAAAAGGUUGGCUCGCUCCAAUGAAGGUUUUCAUAGAAGAACAUUCUGGCAAUGACGAUGACAGGAGGCUUUUAUUAGAUCAGGUGGUGGACCAAGUGCGAGAUAUUGCUUAUGAUAUCGAAGAUGUUCUUGAGGAGUUUAUCAUUCACUCGCAAUCGUAUAAAUUCCACAACCACAGAAUCAGUCGCAAGCUUCACAGCUUCAGCCACAAUCUCUACCAUGUAUUUCCACUUCGUGGGAUCUCCGAGAAGAUAGCAAGAAUCAAGAUGAGUAUAGAUGACAUGGGAUCACAGCAUGCAUUUUUGUCUACCGGAUUGUCCAGUCCAAGACCAUCUUCAAGUUCUACAAACAGGGUCCGCCCCCACCCGGUGAGUCCUCCUCUCCUUGAUGAUGAAAUUGUUGGCUAUGAAAAGGAGAAAGAGACAUUCACUCAUCAGUUGUUAGACGGACAAAAGAGGCUAGUCACGCUAGCCGUUGUUGGUCCAGGUGGCUCUGGGAAGACGGCGUUUGUGAACAACGUUUUCAAGAAACAAGUAAUUACGGGACGAUUUGAUUGCCAUGCUUGGGUUCAUGUCUCUCCACACUUGAAAGCUGAGGAACUCUUUAUCGAUUUGCUUAACCAAUUCUGUGGUUCGAGGAAGUAUCCAUUUGAUGACGGUACAAAUACACAGACAAAGCUUCUUAAGUACCUCACUAGAAAGAGAUUUAUUGUUGUUCUUGACGAUAUUUGGAAUCAAAAUGAUUGGGAUGUCAUUAAGGAAGGAUUUCCCAAUUCCUCACGUAGCAGCAGAAUAAUUGUCACAACCAGGUCGUCAGAUGUUGCCUCUGUAUGUGCAUCAUCGAGCACUCAUGUACAUAUCGUAAAUUGUUUAGGAUGGCUACAUGCACUGACCCUCUUCUACAGAAAGGCCUUCCAAGACAUUGACGGGCAAUGCCCUCCUGAGUUGAAGGGCUGUUCGGAAAGAAUCGUGAAGAGAUGUGAAGGACUUCCCCUUGCUAUUGUGGCAGUGGGAAGUGCUCUCGCGCAUAAACCAAGACUUCCCAAUGAGUGGGAAAAGUUUCAUAAUAGCCUUGGAUGUGAAAUUACGGAAGAUUCCAAUUUGUCAGUCAUAAGCAAUGCUCUGUUGCCUGGCUAUAUGGACCUCUCCACCAAUCUGAAGAGCUGUUUCUUGUACUUUAGUAUUUUCCCCGAGGAUUACUCUGUCGACCGUGGAAGACUUAUUCGUCUCUGGGUGGCUGAGCAAUUCGCUGUGGGAACAGAUUGCCUGACAGCCGAGGAGGUUGCAGAGGAUUAUUUUGAUGAACUGAUUCAGAGGAAUUUGGUUCAUGUUUCCAACUAUGAUUUUGAUGGGAAGCCUAGAAAUUGUCGAGUUCUGAACCUUGUCCUCACCUUUAUCACAAACAAGUGCAAGUAUGAGAAUUUUGCAUCUAUUUUCCCUCGAGAAAGUACGAGUCAGAACCAGAAGAUUCGCCGUCUAUCUGUCCACAGUGAUUGCACCGGUUUGUCUGGAAAGAGUUUCCUUAGUGGCGUUCGCUCAAUGUUUUUAUUGAGGUUGCUUAAGAUAUCUCCCACUGAUUUCAAGAAAAUUUUAUGCGAGCUCAAGUUGGCAAGAGUCUUAGACUUCCAAGGUGCACCUAUCACGAAGUUUCCCAAGGACGUCACCCGUCUCACCCUUUUAAGGCAUCUUAAUUUCAGAGGUACUAAGAUAAAUAUGAUCCCAACUUCCAUAAAGAAGCUUUCUUACCUUGAAACCUUGGACCUAAAACAAACUGAUGUGAAAGAGCUACCUAAAGAGAUAUUAUUGCAUUUGCACAAUCUUCGUCACCUCUUUGCCUACAAAUACAAUGUGGCAAAUUAUGUAGUUUUUGACUCAGUUCAUGGUGUUACGAUAUCCGAGGGGAUCGGCAACCUAACGAACUUACAAAAGUUGUCUAUGAUAAAGGUGGGAGAAAAGGUUAGAAUACUACAAGAACUGAAAAAUUUGUCAAAACUUAGGAAGCUAGGACUUACGGGGCUCGAAAAGGGACAUGGGAAAGAGUUGUCUGCAUCUGUUGAACAGAUGCCGCAUCUUAGAACUCUGAAUUUAUGCUCACACACAAAGGAAGAUUUUCUUGAAUUGGGAGAGUUGAGAAAUCGUCCUUUGAAACUCGAGCGUCUAUACUUGAAAGGGCGCCUAGAACAACUUCCCACCUGGAUUUCAUCUCUGAAUAAUCUUCUCAAGAUUGGUCUCAAGUGGUCUAAGAUGAGUAACAGCCCACUUCAAGCUCUUCAGCGACUUCCAAACCUGAUGGAGCUUCAGCUGGUUGACUGUUUUAUCGGGGGAGAGUUGGUAUUUGAAGCUUCGUCUUUCAAGAACCUCAAGAUUUUACUGAUUGAAGAUUUUGCGGAACUUCACACGGUUGUGAUACAAAAUGGAGCUAUGCCUGAUGUGAAACAGAUAUCUCUUCGCAGGUGCCCACGAGUGAUGAUUUUUCCUUUGGGAAUGAACAAUCUUGCCAAAGUUGAGGAGCUGACUCUGUAUGACAUGGCACCAGAGUUCAUAGCUCGACUCAGAAAGAAAGGUGAAGAUUGUGCGAUGGUUACCCACAUUCCCGUGAUUCAUUCUUUCACUCUCAAACCUCAGUCCUGGUCGUUUGAGAAUCUCUCUGAUUCUUUCUCGCAUUGAGUAAAAGCUGCUUUACCCGUUUCAAGAACACGUUUUUGGUGAGCAUAAUCGAUUUCAGUACUUUUUUCCUCUAUUUGUGUGUCGAUAAUAAGAAUAUGAACGUAAAGUUCAAAAAUCUGUGUAAUAUGUGCAGCUUGUCUAUGGUUAUAGUUGUACAGUGAUAAAUUUGUGUGUUUCCUGUACUGUGAGAAAAUAAAUAUUUUAUAAGAUUGAGCUGUUUCUUCGGCCAUUUGUUUGUCUUAGCAUACACACUUGUAAUGUAUGUUAUACAUCUUAGAUGGCCGAUAUCAACUAGGUAUUAAUUAGCUCAAAAGAUGCAGUUACCGAAUUUAGGCCUUUUGAUUGAACAAAUGAA